CUUGGUUUGACUGGCUUGGAUUUAAAGCGAUAGAAGCUGUUGGGAGUCCUACAAGACGGUCCCCAAUACCCUCCCCUCAAGUCCUUGGGACCAUUUGGGUCCCCAGAACUGGGGAGAUGGUUUGCGGCGGAUUUGCCUGUUCCAAGAAUGCGCUGUGCGCUCUCAACGUGGUUUAUAUGCUUGUGGGCUUACUGCUCAUUGGCGUGGCCGCCUGGGGCAAGGGCCUGGGUCUGGUGUCCAGCAUUCACAUCAUCGGAGGAGUCAUCGCCGUGGGGGUCUUCCUCCUCCUCAUCGCGGUGGCUGGGCUCGUGGGGGCCGUUAACCACCACCAAGUGCUGCUCUUCUUUUACAUGAUCAUCCUUGGUUUGGUCUUCAUCUUCCAGUUUGGAAUCUCUUGCUCCUGUCUGGCUAUUAACCGAAACAAACAGAUAGAUGUCAUCAAUGCGUCCUGGUGGGUCAUGAGCAACAGUACCCAGCAUGAAUUGGAGAGAAGUUUUGACUGCUGUGGCUUGUUCAACCUUACAGCGCCAUACCUACAGGACAAUACUUCCUGCGAUGCAAUGUGCAAGACCAGGAAUUCUGUGUGCCAGUUGUGUGGCGAGAAGUUCCUUAAACAUUCGGACAAAGCCCUGAAAAUCCUAGGUGGUGUUGGCCUUUUCUUUAGCUUCACGGAGAUCCUUGGUGUUUGGCUAGCAAUGAGAUUCCGGAAUCAAAAAGACCCCCGAGCAAACCCCAGUGCCUUUCUAUGAGACUUUUGAUCUUCCAGAUAGGAUCUUUGAAUCCUAGGCUGGUUUCCAACGUGCUAUGUAGCCAAGGAUGACCUUGAGUUCCGGAUCCCCCUGCCACAGCGUCCAAGUGGUGUGAUUACAGGUGUGUGUCAUCACACUCAAGUCUCUGGAUCCUUCUGACUUGGUUUUGCUCUCCCAGCUUUUUAUAAUUCCCAAAAUUCUUGAAAACCUAGGGUGAGCCCCCCCCCCCCCAACAGGUUUUUGUUUUAAAGAAAAAGGGCCCCAUGCCUCAUUUCCCAAAACUGAUCAAGUAAGUGGUUAGAUUUUUUUCUUUACAUAUUUUGAAUGAACAAGAUAUAGAAAGAAGAGCCUUAUACCUCUCCCUGGGAGAAUAGAAUAUACUCCUAGACGCAUGGACAGGGGCUGGAAGGCUUUCAUAACUCUUUUCCCUCCUUUUGACUGACACCUUAGCCUGGCUCCAAGGACAAACUGAACUACAGUCCCAGCCUCACCCAGAAGUCUUGUCAAGGCAGGACCUGGAAGAAAGCAGCAACCUAAAAUCUAAAGCCAUUUUAACUGAGUACUCAGAAAGGAAUUGAAAGGGCCUUUCCCAUCCUGUCAGCCAAAGAGCUGAACAGGCAUGCCUGUCUAGGUCCUGUGUGAGGGUCUACAGAGGUUGCAGGGAACCUUCCAAGCAGGCUUUCAGUCUCCCAAAGGCAAAGCCAACCAGGAAAACAUUAAAGAAAAAAGAAGGCCAUG
Molecule: messenger RNA, 1487 nt
Organism: Peromyscus eremicus (cactus mouse)
Lineage: Eukaryota; Metazoa; Chordata; Mammalia; Rodentia; Cricetidae
Gene: Tspan31
Product: tetraspanin 31
Exons: 6
Coding region: 117-749 (210 amino acids)
Cellular component (GO): membrane
Source: RefSeq, a predicted model, not a curated record